GCUAUCUAAGGAUACAUUAAGUAUGUGCGAGGGAGCAUUUAUAUGCCUACCAUACCAUCGACACUUAAACUAUGUCACAGAAAUCAUCAAACUUUGCUCAGAUGUGUGUUCCAAAUCCCAGCAUUAUGAGGUUGCACAAGACUCGUAUAGGAAGUUAGUGUUGAAAUGUUUGUCUCAUCCCAUAGAUAAGAUCAGACUUCAUGCCUAUAUAAAUGUCCUAAAUACAGUAAAGACUCACUUGAGUGUAGCUAAAGCAUCCGACCCUACCUCUACGUCAUGUCUGAAGGUAAAAUUUAUCAUCAAUGCUGAUGUACUGUAUGAGGUUAUAGUGUUUGGUUUGGCUGACAAAGAUGCAAAGAUAGCAAGUUGUGCUACAGAUAUAAUGUGUCACCUUUUGAAGAGUCAAUUAUUGAUGUCUACAGAAUUAUGGCAGGCUUUCCUACAAGCUGUAAUGCGAGGAUUACCUAUAUUACAAUCCUAUGCUGGACCUACAACAGUUAUUGGGACAACAGUGUUGUCUAUGUUGGAACCAAAGUCAUCAGAAUCCCCAAAUGAACUUUCACACAUAGAGAAAUUCAGGGGUACAUUAAGAUGUAUGCUGUCUUCAGACUUAAAAGUCAGAGCUGAGGCAUUAAAGAGACUUUCCUGGUAUCUAUCAAAUGAGACUAACAGUGGUAAAAAAUUGCCUGUGUUCUCUGACCUUGAUGUCUCAAAUCUAUCCAACAUUUUUAUUGUUGAUACACAAAGAUCUGUAGAAGAAGACCUCGGGAGAUCUGUCUUUCAGGUUGAUGGCUUACGGAAAGUUUAUGAAAUAUUUACAUCACUCUCUGUCGAUCCUGGUGUGAAGAAAUCGGCUGUAGAUCAGCUUGCUAUUAUACUGCAAGACCCUACUCUUCACCCAGCAUUUAAAAAAGAUGGCGGAUUUGAGAAGAUAUUGGCACAUCUUCAGCUUGGUGUACUGAGAGAUGGUGACUCUAAUACUAACAACAAUAUACAGUAUUUACCUGGAUGUAUGACAGUAUUGAGACAUCUGAUACACCAUGACUACUCACUGAGACAUAAAAUGGCUCAUAAUGCCAGCUUGUAUUAUACACUCCUUAGAGUGGCACUUCUCCAUCAUAGAGAUGAGAGAACAUGUUACGAAGUUUCUCAUGUUCUCACUCUACUCUUGUUUGAUGAGCAAGCUAGGUUCUCGGGGGGAAGCAAAACUACUACAUUUUCUGUUCCAAACAUUGUCAAACUUAGGUACAAACUACCGUUCCGUGCUCACACACAUUUUGAGAAGAGUCCAAAUCGAUGUGCGUCCCCACCGGACCCAGAUCCUCUAAUGACCGGACAGCCUCUAGAGAUGAUGAGGAUAACAUGGAAUGCAGCAUGGCAUUCUGGGAUGGAUUCCUUGGUUAAAACAUUAGCAGAGAAUAAAUCACUGGAUGCUAAUCAAGAAUUUUCUCCCAAGUUAAAGCUGACCCCAACAGAUCGUGUUGUAUCUGUGACAAGUCAUGUGAAACAGGGACUUCAGUCAGCAAUCUAUGACAUAUCUAACUCUACAUCUCACCAUGCCGUGUCAAGGUCACUGACCAGAUUACUCAGUUAUCUGGUGGUAAGAUGUGAUAAAGCUGUAACAACAAUCUUCCAUACACUAGACUGGUGUGGGGCCAUUGCUAGGUUUGUUAAAGUGACACCUUCAUCAUCAGCAGACGAGUCCCUCCUGUUAGACAUACUGAGAUUCAUCAGCAUAGUUCUGAAACUGACCAAUCAUGCGCCAGAUAACAUUUUACAGUGGGUCGGAGAGGUGCUCUAUCAUCCAAAAGGUCCCCUGAUUGGUCUGCUACAUAGACAGUCAGCAAGAGAGGCUGCUGAGGAAGUGUCUGAGCCUUUAGUUAAUAUCAAAAGAAGCCUGGACAAGUCUCUCCUUGCAUUUAUAUCAGCUUACAACAGUUCCCUGCCAUAUCAGCUUACUGUCAGGUUGAAGUUUCACCAGUUACGGGGAGAUUUAGCUUACAAGUUAAUACAGAGACUUAAUGUGACAGAUGCUCCACAUUUCUAUAACCUAGCGUCACUAGAGGGAACAUUACAGUGUCUCAUGCACAUCACAGCAAGGCCAGGUUGGAGUCAGGAAUGUACAGAACAAGAAAGAGGUCCUCUAUGUUGUCAAGUUCUCAACUGUCUACUUGAAGUUGUCUCGGCAUUUCACAUUGGGCGUGGUGGAACUUCUAUGUCAUUUAUGGGGAAAGGUGUAACCAAGGCAGCCACUCUAUGUCUGCGUCACCUGGCGUAUGAAAUGGCUACAUUGUCAGAUAAUCAGAUGUGGCCUAAGAAAUGGUUGUAUUCCCGACAUGCUGAUGAUGCGAGUGGAGACCUGGGUCUUGACUGGAUGCUUACAUUGUGGGCAUACAGAGAUGCUGAGGUAAGGAGUGCUGGCCUUGGUAUUGCUGUGACCUUGAGUAUAACAGAGGAAGGUCGUCUGCUGCUGACUACAAAUUGUAAACAUAUCCCAGGAGGCAUUUGGGCGGCAGCUUUCAGUAUACUGCUGGACCAAUCAGAAUGCAGUAUGGUUCGUCAACAGGCUGCUUUAUUAUUGGUCAACCUGACAUCACACAGUUUACCCAGCGGAAGCUCCGAGUCUGACCACAAAACCUGGCUAGGCCCAGUUGUCAUGGAUACAGAAUCUCAGGUUUCCCUGACCGGACUCACUGCCCUCCUGGCCCUGUUACACCAUUGUCAGUUCUACAGAGAGAUGACAGUACUGUUAUCAAGUUAUUACCCACAACCCACUAUCCAGCCAUCUGUGACCUCUGACCUUUACCAAUUAUCAGCUUCUGCUUCAGACAACACACUGUCAGUUCUAGCUGAUGCCGGGUUGGUACCUAAACCUACAAGUUCCCACCACAAUACCAUGUCUCUGUUACAGUCAUCUGGUGUAUCGUCAGUAAGAAUGUCAGAGCGACCUGGUGUUAUUGGUGCUAAUGGACAUACAGCUACCCAGCAAACCCCAAAUAGUAGUAGCAGAACAACCCCAAUUACCACCAGAGAUCAAGGUCAAGGAGCAGAUGAUGAGGGAAGGGAGGUAAUCACGUAUGAGAAUGUUACAACACCAUGUUUGGUAUCGUCAAUAUCUCAGCUAGUACGUAAUAUGAUGAUACAAGCUCCACAAGAUACUGUCACUUCGUUAAAAAAUGAAUCACUUAUACCAUUCUUUGUUAGUCUGAUUGAUGCCAGUUUCUUAGAGGGAAUUCAGGUGCUUACAUCAUCUCAGCAGCUAGAACUGUUUUUCUCAGAGUUGGUAGAAAUGCAUGUUAAUAUCUUACAUCUGUUACGUACAUGUCUCGUGCAUGACUCACAAACCAGGAUAGAUAUACUUCAAGACAAAGUAGCUCUCGGAGGCAUUGUGUCCUUACUUAGGAUUUUCUCAGAUGUAACUGAGGACACUCAUGCAAGUUGCUUGGCAUUAUGGGAAGCUGUGUUAUCAUAUCUGACCACAUUGAUACAGGUACAGUGUGCCCCGGCUGUGGAGGUAUUAGCCCAGGUGUUACAGAAACAGUGGAUUCCCAUUGCAGAUAAUCUGCAAAGAAUUUUAGAAGGAGAUUUUGCUAAUAGGGAGUUGUAUGUGUACUGUGUGAACUUCCUGUCCGUGUUGUGUAGUGAGGAGGGAAAAUUACAGGGUAGAAAUACAGCAGACGACAACAUAGCAACCAUUACUAAACUUCUAAAUCUUCCUCUACAAACAGGUGAUGUAGAAGAUAAAGACGCUAGCCAGGUUACAGCGGGUACACGUUUCUGUAAGGCUCUCAUUACUUCCUAUGACCAAUACAUCCUUCGUAAGAUGGAGAGUCCUAAUCCAGGGGAGAGAAUUCAUGUAAUAACAGCAUUAAAGUGUCUCCUAGCUGUAUCAGAGUCAGCAAAGACAACAGCUUUAGAAUCUGGUCUUGUUGAAAACCUGUUGGAGCAUGUAAAACAGACAAAUUCCAAGCUGAACAUGAAUAUGUUAUUGGUACAUAAAGAAUCUAACAAAGUGAAAGAUGAUCCUGGAAUAAAUGAACUCAUCUUGACCUUUGACCUUUUACGCAACUUCAUGUAUAGAAAUGAGGAUGUCAAGAUGGCGUGUUUUCACAGUAAUUUACAUGAUGUUGUACAUAAAUUAUGGUCCUGGUGUCAGCUAGAUUAUAAUCUCAUGAUGUGUGUACUGGCCCUCCUGACUUCAUAUACUGCCUCCUGUCCAUCAGCUACCAGCUCAUUGGCACAUUCCAGUGGAACAGUGACGGGGCAGGCAGCCGGGCAGAAAUCCCUGGUUCACUGUGUUAUCAAACAUAUAGAGAAAGGCAAACAUAAAGAUGCUUUGAUGAAAUGCUUGUUUGGUUUGUUAGCUAAUUUAGCAUUGUCCUCAGAGUGUAGAACAAUUAUUUGGAAGAGUAACUUUUUACAAGAAUUUGGAAGUUUAAACCCUAAAAGAUCAAAAACAGCAAAAGCUAAAGUAAAGCAGGUGUUGCAUGAAGUGUUGUGGCUCGAGUUACUCCUCAACCUGUCAUUUUCUCUAGAAGGUCAACAGAUGAUUCUUAAAAUUCCUGAUGCUGUAGCCAUAUUGUUAGAGUUUCUGGAGUGCCCAAAUGCUAGACAACAAGAAUGUGCUGUUAUCAUCAUUAGAAAUCUGUGCUGUCAUUCCAGUAAUAAACCAAAAGUGCUUGCCAAUGACAAAUUGUUACCACGACUACUACAGUGUGUAGAAUGUGACGAGGAAAGACUGAAAACUGUAGGGGCAUCUGCAUUGUGGGCACUAGUCUACAAUAAUCAGAAGGCCAAGGUUGUGAUGAAGAAUGCCAAUGUGGUGCCAAAACUACAGGAAGCUUUAAGUUGUGGACAAGAGGAUGGAAUCUCUGACAAAUGUGUGAUGGAUAUACAUGCCAUUAUUCAAACUGUCAGCGAAUAAUUUAUAUUAACAAAAUGUACAGUCAGAUCAUGAUUUGUGUAUUGUAUGUUUGAUUAAAUUAUUGUGAUAAUCCGUCCAACUUGUAUAUAUUUUUGUAGACUGUGAUAAAAAAAAUUGAUAGAUCAAUACUAGUGAUUAGUGGAUAUGAGAAGAAUAGUAAAUAGUGACACAUAUUUGACAAUUUUUUUCAUUAGACAAGUAUUGUGUAGGAAAAGUUUUCAUGGAGUAUAUACACAUAUAAAGCAGCAAGUCAUAGCACGUGCUAACACUGUCUUCUUUUUGGAAAGCUUUGUUUCUUUAUCUGGAGAUUAGUUCAGUUGCUGCUGAUAUGAAAUAAAGCUAAAACUGGUUUGAACUGUAUAUGAUUUCCCUAUCAAACUACGUUCGUUUACGUUUAAGCUUUUUUUUGCCAGUAAAUGAAAAAAAAAUAUGUUCCUAAUUUAGUUUAUUGAAAGUAAAAAUAUAGUCUAAUUAUCUAGUAUUUAAAGUUUGAACAUGAACAGUCAUGAAAAAAUUGAAAUGUGUACAACAAGGGUUAAAAUGUAAAAAAUAUAAAAAGUCAAUUAACCUGUUUUGCAGUGUGAAUAUUUUAGAAAAUAUUCUGAAUAAAUAUCAUACAAAUAAGAGAUGUUUUACUAUAAAUUAGAGACAUGAAAGUUUGGUC
Molecule: messenger RNA, 5588 nt
Organism: Ruditapes philippinarum (Manila clam)
Lineage: Eukaryota; Metazoa; Mollusca; Bivalvia; Venerida; Veneridae
Product: rotatin-like
Biological process (GO): centriole-centriole cohesion; centriole replication; ciliary basal body organization
Cellular component (GO): centriole; ciliary basal body; centrosome
Source: RefSeq, a predicted model, not a curated record